GGAGGAGAAAGGACGAGGAGGAGAGGAGGAGGAGGAGGAGGAGAGAGAAGGAGAGAGGAGGAGGAUCAUCAUCAUCACGGCUUUGUUCGUCCCAGCCGCGAACCAAGAGACAGAAACGCGACGCACACAACACACACCGGCCCUGCCGCCCUGCGUCUUCAUCACCAUCACCGUCGCCACCACCACCACCACCAAACAACAAACACCGCCCCGUGCUGUUGGGUCGGACUGCACGGAGCGGGCCGGGCCGGGUCGAAUCGGAUCCGGUUGGGCGGGAUCCCCCGGGGGAGGGUUUGGGUGAGCCGAGGUCGGGGCUGAGUCGGCCCGGGGAUCUCGGCUGCGCGGAACGGAACGAGCUGGGCCGAGUCACGUUUGUUCGGCUCGUCGGAUUGGAUCUGGUGGGUGCUCGGCUCGGGUCUGGGACGAGGAGGAGGAGGAGGAGGGUGACGAGGAGAUGGCGGACGCGGCUUCGUACGUGCUGAUGCAGGCCGAGAACGGAAGCCUCGUCAGGGUGGAGCACAACCGCAAGAAGAGGCAGUUCUUCAUUCGCCUCAAUGGUUACAGUGACCGGGCCGUGCUGCUCUACGAGUACAUCGGCAAGAAGACGGUGGACCUGCAGCACACCGAGGUGCCGGACGGCUACCGAGGGCGCGGCAUCGCACGCCUGCUCGCCAAGGCCUCCAUGGACUUCGUGGUGGAGGAGGACCUGAAGGCGCACAUCACGUGCUGGUACAUCCAGAAGUUCAUCAAGGACAACCCCUUACCUCAGUACCUGCAGCGGGUGCAGAACUGACGCCGCCAUCGCCUCUUCCUCCCACCGCCUCGUCGCCCACGGCAUCCCCCCCCCCCCCUUCCCUCGCCUCCACCGGGGCAACGGUAACCCGGCAACGCCGACGGUGCCCGGCCGCGUCGCCCUGGUUAGCACGUCCGGUCCUCCGGUGGGCGGCGGUGAAGGGCGGCGGGGGUCGGGUGGUGGUGGUGGUGGGGGGGGGGAGCUGCCAUCUCCUCGCCGGCGAUGGUGCCCGAGCGUUUGCCGGGAGACGCGUGGGACUUGUGCCGCGCGUGCGAUGGACGGCCCCUGCCGCCGCCGCUGCCGAGGCGGAAAAGGCGGCGAGGACGCAGGGGGGUGGUGUGGUUCCCGAACUGUUCGGCGGUGGCGGCGGCGCUCGAGAGAGAACUUUGGGAAGCGCGCGGUGGCACGGUCGUUGAGGAGGAGUGCCCACCGUAGCCACACGACGGGCGGAAGGCACGGGGGCGGAUGAACUUGACACCGGACGACGACGACGACGACGACGCUGCAGCCGUUUUUAUUCCCGCCGCUUCGGCAUCCCGGUUUCACCGCGCCGGGGGACGUCGCGGGCGCGAGGGCCCGCGGUGCGAUUGCCCGGUUGCCCGCGUUGUCACGGAGAGCGGUGAUCCAUGGAGGGUUGUGCGUAGGCCCUCCCGGGGGGGGGGGGGGGCAAUGCUGUCCAUAACGAGACCGAGUGUAGCGAGUCAUUGGAUCGGGCAGAGUGAUUGAUUGGCCUGUAAAAGAAAAGUUUUUGGGGUUGUGCAGAGAGACAUCGAGCGAAGGAUGCGUCACGGCACUGGACAGAGAGUCAUUUAUCUGCGCAGGGCCAUAUAGCUGGAUGGGGCUGGGUAGAUGGUCAUUGGACUGGAGAGACAGUUAUUGGGGUGGGCAGUUAUUGUACCGGGUGGAGAGUGUUUGGAUGGGUAAGAGAGUCGUUGGUUUUAGGAACACAUCAUGGGACUGUGCAGAGACUCAUUUGGCUGUGCAGUCAUUGGGCUAAGUAGAAAUUGAUUGGGGAAAAGUUCAGUGGAGGGAGUCACUGGGUAGAGAAGUCACUGGGUAGAGAAGUCACGGAGCCUGGUAAAGAUCUUCUUGGUUCUUUCGGUAAAGUCACGUAGAAUGGAAAUAAAAAAAUAAAACAUAAUCAAAUAAAAUUCUCACGACGUUUUGCCACAA
Molecule: messenger RNA, 1966 nt
Organism: Petromyzon marinus (sea lamprey)
Lineage: Eukaryota; Metazoa; Chordata; Hyperoartia; Petromyzontiformes; Petromyzontidae
Gene: NATD1
Product: N-acetyltransferase domain containing 1
Source: RefSeq, a predicted model, not a curated record